AUGUCAUGGUUUCAAGUUCAAAACACAAGGUCAAGCGUAAAAUUGGCCAGGGUAAAAGCGCGACGAUUUGCUAAGAGACUUGAAUCAGAAGAAAAAGGUGCCAAGAAAUUACCUAAUAAUAGUGAAAUUAGCUCAACGCAUUCGAAAGAAUUCGAUCUAUUAAAAAUCAUUGACGUUAAGCAGUGUAUUCAUCCUGCUAUCGAUGUUAACAAUUUGCAAGCGCCGAAAAUUGGAAACAAAAGCUCUCGAGUCUUGAAGAUUAAUAAAGCAUCACAAAUCAAUGAUAUAACUAUGCUAUUCGCGGGAUUAGAAUUUGAUAGAAAUUUAUCGAAGGAAGCGAGAGAGGUUACAGAUCAUUUCAACGAUGAUUCAAUGAUGAGCGCUAUACAUAGUGAAAUAAUUGUGGAAAAAGCACAAAUUGAAUGUGAUAUUGAACAUUUAAAACCGACUGCUAAGUUAAGCCAAGCUAUUGACGAAGCUAUUAUUUCUAAUGGAAAUAUUGAGCUUAAUGAUUCUACUCAAAAAUUUGAGAAAUUCUCUGAACUAGACUUCUCGUCCUUUCAACAAUCGUAUUGGAAUGAUAUGAAUGAUAAUCAUAUUGAAAUAAGUUACAUUCAACAAUGGCUUGAAACUGUGUCAAAUGAAAACCUUCAGAGUGGCAUGUUAUCAGACGUGUUGUUAUUCCAUUAUAUAAGCUUCUUGAUAGCUAUCAACGAGUCAUUUUUCGAUGAACCAUUGAAGAGUAAAAAUUAUCAAAUAUAUGGAAAUAUCAUAACUUCCGAUGGAGAAAAGUUACCAGAAAUUGUGGAGUUUAGUUUGAAAUCGGAUUUUGGAUUUUCAGUAAAUUGGAAUGAAGAAAAUGAAAAAAAAUAUAACGGCCCAAGCGAAGUUGGUUAUUUUGAUGCGAAAACUCGUGAUUUCUCGGUAAAAACUGGUUCUACAGUUUUGCAACUUGAUUCUAAGAGUAUGGUCAAAACAGAAUCUUAUGAUACAAUAAAUUUACAUUAUUCGUUUGCAAACACCUAUGUCGGGGCACCGCUUUCGGAACACAAUACUAUUUCGAUUGAUAUCAAGUGUCCGCCGUUUACUAAAAUCGUUGAUUACAAGAUGGAUGGUUCAGAACUCGAGAUCCAAAUAACAAUAGAAGAAGAUACGAGUAUAGAAUUAAUAAAAAAUAAUGAUCAAUCUGUUGUUGAUAUUCGGUGGUGGGUUUUGGAAGAAUUAGACAAGAUAAAAUAA
Messenger RNA from Ambispora gerdemannii, 1239 nucleotides. The record is from the annotation of a GenBank genome assembly. Lineage: Eukaryota; Fungi; Glomeromycota; Glomeromycetes; Archaeosporales; Ambisporaceae.